Messenger RNA from Acyrthosiphon pisum (pea aphid), 3222 nucleotides. RefSeq names its product Excitatory amino acid transporter 2 (gene Eaat2). Bases 404 to 1906 code for a protein of 500 amino acids. The transcript is spliced from 12 exons. The record is from RefSeq and is a predicted model, not a curated record. Gene Ontology annotation, cellular component: plasma membrane. Gene Ontology annotation, biological process: L-glutamate transmembrane transport. Gene Ontology annotation, molecular function: glutamate:sodium symporter activity; L-glutamate transmembrane transporter activity; neutral L-amino acid transmembrane transporter activity. Lineage: Eukaryota; Metazoa; Arthropoda; Insecta; Hemiptera; Aphididae.
AUUAUUAUUACUAUUAUUGUUGUUGUUAUUAACCAUCAUCUCGUCAUCAUCGCGCAGGUAGUCGUCGUUGUCGUUGUCGUCGUAGUGCGUGCGGUUUUGUUCUGCGCGCGUAUUCUCCAGCAGUCUGUCGCGCGUGUGCACAGAAAUCACGACGCACCGCGCAUUUUUUCGUGCAGCGCGACGACGGUGGCCAGCAAAUCUCCCGGUCGGCUUAUAGAACCGUAUACCAGCAGUGACCAUUAAUUAAUCGCGUGACAUAUUAUACCCAGUUUACAUAUUACCCUUUACCGCGGUAUCGCUAUAUAUACUAUACCGCUGUAGCAUAGGUACCGCGAAGUCUUCAACACUACACAAACCCAUCUUUACGAACACGCCGCACCGCAGCUGAGGUUGACGCGACGACAUGGAAAGACAACGGGCCGAGUCGACGUUCACCAUCAUUUCAAAGGUCAAGAAUUCGCCCAACGUGAACACGGCCGUGAAAUGGCUUACGUCCAACAAGUUACUCAUAUUCAUCUUACUAUCGGUCGUAUUCGGAGUGAUCUUGGGAUUGAUAUUAAGACCGCUGAACCUUAGCAGUGAUACUAUUACUCUAAUUUCAUAUCCUGGUGACCUUUUCUUGAGGACUUUAAAGUUGAUGGUGUUACCAUUCAUCAUAUCAUGCUUAAUUAUAGGUGCCGCUAAUUUGGAUAUAAGCAAAAAUGGCAAUGUUGCAGUCCGAACAAUUGUAUAUUUUGUCCUUACGUCUGUUUUUAAUGUCUGCUUGGGGUUAACGCUCGGUCUGCUUGUUCAUCCUGGCAGCCCAGAUUUAAGGUUGGCAAAUACCACGACAUUUUCAGGACCCAAAAAAAUGAACGUUAUGGAUGGAUUUUUAGAUAUGGGAAAGAAUUUAUUACCAGAAAAUUUGUUUCAAGCUACAAUUCAACAAACAUUAACAGAGUAUGAGACCGUCAUGGGUGAAAAUAACACGAAAACGUUGAAAAAAGUCGUUAAAUACAAAGACGGUACUAAUACAUUGGGCAUAAUAUUCUUUUGCCUGAUCUUUGGAACCGUACUGGGCACGAUGGGUGAACGCAAGCGACCCGUUUUGAACUUCUUCACAGUCACCUACGAAGUAAUGCAAAAGAUACUCACCGGAGUGAUUUGGUUUACACCCAUUGGAGUGGCCAGCGUCAUAUGCGGUAAGAUCAUCACACUGUCCCAACUCACCACCACGCUGGUCCAGCUCAGCUUGUUCAUCGCAACGACUGUCGGUGGUUUCCUAUUCUAUCAACUGAUUGUCAUACAAGUAAUUUAUUUUGUAAUCGUGAAGAAGUCUCCGUGGCCGUACUACGUGUCGCUGGGACCCGCUCUCGCGACCGCCUUUGCCACUGCUUCCAAGUCAGCGUCUCUUCCAAUAACAUUCAAAGUGUUGGACGAAAAAUUAAAGAUGAAUCCAAAAAUCACUAAAUUUGUCCUUCCAAUCGGUACGAUCAAUAUGGACGGUUCGGCUCUGUACCUGAGUGUAGCACUAUUGUUCUUGGCACAAAUCAAUAAUUUGCAACUAGGCAUUGGAGAAAUUUUCACUAUCGGGUUGGCUUGCACGGCGGCAAGUAUGUCUUCGGCAGCUAUUCCAUCGGCGGCCAUCGUCUUGGUCGUAAUGCUGUGUAGCGUGAUCAACAUACCCACCGAAGACGUAUCUCUGCUGUUUGCCGUCGAUUGGCUAGUGGACAGGUUCAGGACUAUGAACAAUCUGAUCGGAGACUGUUACACGGUAGCCAUUGUUCAACAUUUAUCCAAAGAGGAAUUAGAACAGGACGACGAGAAAGAAGCCGAAGAAGCGCACGUCAACGGCACGUUCGUUAUGCAAGAACAAGAACAAAACGCACAGACGAAUCAGAGUUUUUCCACCAACACGCCAGUAUAAAAUAUAAUAUAAUAUUAUUAUAUACAAUACCUAUAACGACUGCGACGCGUUUCCAGUAUUAUUAUGUAUAUGUAUAAGUGUAUAACGGAGCUGGCUGUUUAAUAGCACGUGCUGCAGACGACAAUUCAUUUUAUGUUAUAACUCGAACGUAUUAUUAUUAUUAUUAUUAUUAUUAUUAUUAGUAUGUAUUAGUAUUUUACUUAUUAUUAUUAUUCCGUGUUCGUAUGACCAUUUACACUGCGUACCUGUUAUUUGUUCAAUUAAUGUUUUUUUUAAGAAAUCGCGAUGAUGGUAUCAUAUAUAAAUUAUCUCCGCGUCAGGUCGCAGUAUAGGUACCUAAUAUAACCACCCACGACGUAUUGGUAGGGCGGAUGUGCGGUAUAAGUAUAUACUUCGAGUAUUAUGACGGUGUCGAAUAUUCGAGGUAGGGUUAGGUUCUACCUACUAUAAUAAUAUAACGUGGAUUUUUUUUUUCAAAUUUCAAUUAACAGUUGAAUAUUUAAAUACGGCACUUUUCCGACAGUGUUUUGAGUUUUCCUAUUUUGCACUCUCAUGCUUACAUAAUAAUAUGUAUAUAAUAUGUACUAUACAAAUCGGUUAAUCUGUAUGAGGCGUAAACUAGAAAAAUACAUACGAAAAUUAUUGUAUCAUAAUUUACUAUUUUAACCUUUGUGGCAAACGAUUAUAAUAGUAUACCCUGCCACACAAUUAUAGGACCUUAUUGCCGGUGGUUAUAUUAAAAUCGUUAUUAAAUACAAGACACAAGUACACCUAUCGUGACAGAAAAUGCAAUCACUUUUAUUGUUUUGAUUUAGUUUACAUUUUCGAGAAUACAAUUACCUAUUAAUAGGUGGUGUGUGUAUAUAGGAAUUCAUUUCGGGGGAGUGGGUCUGAACCUCUAACCCCCUCCCUCCACUAUAUACGCCACUGAUUAGUACAACAUUUAAGCUAUUUUAAACUUGGUUGAAAACUUUUUUGUGUUACCGUCGUGCCCCUUGAAAUUAUUAUUAUUAUUUAUUAUUAUUUUAUAUUGUGUUUUUCUGUCGUGUCAGUACAUAAUAUUAUAUAUUGUACCUAUCAUAAUAUUAUAUUAUAUAUUAUAUACCUGCCAUAUGUUCAUAUAAUUACUUUUUCGCGUUUUUAUACAUGUGUAAAAUUUACAGGUAUUGAAUAUUAUGAUUGUUGUAGUAUUUGUAGUCUCUAUAUAUAUUAUAAAACGGGCUUUAUAGUAUUUAUGUCACAGUUCACAACUGCGUAUCACCUGGUUUGACUAAUAAUUGUAAUAUUAUAAAUUAUAAUUAUACCUAUUCAUUGGA